AGUUGUACAUUUUUAUCCAUAAUAAUUUUUGUCAUACUAGGUAAUAGAACUCAAUUGACUGCUCUCAAUUCUGCUUCCUUUUUUUCAACCCAAAAUUCUAGGGCUUGUGUCUUUUACUAAUUACUCCUCAGUUCUCUCUCUCUCUUUCUUCUCAUAUCCUCAUACGGGACACUCUAUUGCGGAAAUCUCUGAAUAAAGCUACGGCAGUAUGCCCUCAAAUACCAAAAGCGCGAAUCGGGAGGAACCCAAUGCUUAUAAUGGUCCACGUUCCGCUGUGUAUUCUGAACCUUGGUGGAAUAGUACUGGUUAUAAUCCUGUUUCCCCUGGGUUGACGAGGGGAACUGCAUCAGAUUCGUCGUCAUUGGAACAAUCUAUGGAUGGCCAAUCACAGUCUGAUGGUGGAAUCAAUGAGGAGGAGGAGGAUGCUCCUGAAAAAUCACAAAGUAUUAUACCUUUGCAUGCAGAUGGGAGUUACGGGCAAGCGGAUCAAAAUUUUCAGCCAGCUGCGCCAACCAUACCUCCAAAACUUGAUGGCACCCUAACGCAGACCCAACAGCUUGAACUUGUUGGGCACUCUAUAGCCUGUGCUCCUAAUCCGUACGUUGAUCCAUACUAUGGUGGGAUGAUGACAGCUUUUGGCCAGCCUUUGGUUCCUCCACAUGUACUUGAUAUGCACUAUGCAAGGAUGCCCUUGCCACAUGAAAUGGCUCAAGAACCUGUUUAUGUUAAUGCCAAGCAGUAUCGAAGGAUCCUGCAGCGACGACAGUCACGUGCCAAAGCAGAACUUGAAAAGAAGCAGAUAAAAGCUAGGAAGCCAUAUCUUCAUGAGUCUCGACAUCAGCAUGCACUGAGAAGGGCAAGGGCUUCCGGAGGACGUUUUGCCAAAAAGACAGAUGCUGAUGCUUCUAAGGGAACUGGUUCUGUGAGUUCAUCGGGUUCUGAACCUUUGCAGUUCAAUGCUGCUGAUAUUCAAAAUAGGCACGAAAAUGGAAGGUUGGCCGAGCUUCAGCAUUCUUAUUCAAAUGGUAGCAGUUAUGGAAAUCAAAGUAGCUUUCAGGAAUCAAAAGAUGAGUACCAGUCUGCUGAAAGCAGGGAAGGAGGUUCCUCUGGCAAGUAAUUGGGGAUACGUUCGUGUCUAAACCAGCUUUUGCACUGCAACGAGGUUUGAGUAUGGACAGAAAGUUUUACAGUUAUUGUUUCAUUUCUUGGCUUCUUCAAGCUGGGCGGCAAAUCAUUCUUGGCUUUUACUUUAGUGUUAACGGGAGCAUAGAGACAACGAGCGUUGCAGCAUUGCUUGGAAAUCUACUUCUUCCCUUCUGUACAAAUAGAUGGAGUAGUUGUUUAGUAGGCUUAUAGUUGGCCAUUUACUGCAGUUUAGAAGACCAUGUAAAGGGGUUGUUUGGUUUGUAUACUUGUCUUAUUUCCUUUCACUACUGUUGCAGAAAUUUAGAAUUUGGUUUGAUUAGGGAGCUAGAUAUGGUAGGAUACAAUGGCAGAUUUGAGGUGAAUGGUCCAAUGAUGUGUUACUUUGUUUAUUUUCUUGAGGUUUAAUUUACCUGUUCAAUGGUUAA
Messenger RNA from Nicotiana tabacum (common tobacco), 1571 nucleotides. Its product is annotated as nuclear transcription factor Y subunit A-1. The record is from RefSeq and is a predicted model, not a curated record. Lineage: Eukaryota; Viridiplantae; Streptophyta; Magnoliopsida; Solanales; Solanaceae. Gene Ontology annotation, molecular function: DNA-binding transcription factor activity. Gene Ontology annotation, biological process: regulation of DNA-templated transcription.